This is a messenger RNA of Linum trigynum, 1610 nucleotides long. Lineage: Eukaryota; Viridiplantae; Streptophyta; Magnoliopsida; Malpighiales; Linaceae. The record is from the annotation of a GenBank genome assembly.
GCAAUUUUAAAAGGAUGUUCAUGAGAGUUGAUACUUGAUACCAACUAUUCUUAAUCAAUCAAUUGGCAUUUCCAAACCCAUAAAUUCAAACCAACAGAAGAAGAAAGACUUACUUGCUCUGCUGUUCAACCUGCUGCAAUGAAUCUCAUCCCUCCAUUCCUGAACGCUGGAACUCUAAUACUUGCCCUUGUUCUUUUUCUUUCUUAUUACUUUCUCUUCUUGAGGAUUCCCAAAUCAGGAAAAGGCAAGCAGGUCCCAGAAGCAGGGCGGUCCUGGCCUGUUAUAGGUCACCUCUUUUCCCUGGCGGGAACUGAGCUUCCCCACUUGAAAUUUGCAGCCUUGGCAGACAAAUACGGGCCAAUUUUCAUGGUCAGGAUCGGUUUGUUCCCAACUCUGGUGGUCAGCACUUCGGAACUGGCCAAGGAACUCUUCACCACCCACGAUGCAGCCAUAUCGUCGCGCCCCGAUCUCACUGCCUCGACGAUUCUGAGCAACAACCGUGCCGACUUUUCAUUUACCCCAUACGGUGAAUAUUGGCGACAGAUGAGGAAAAUCACAGCCCUGGAGCUGCUCUCCAGUCGCAGGAUCGAGCUGCUGAAACAUGUUAGGACUUCGGAAGUGGAAGGGACCAUGAAGAGUCUCUACAAGCUGUGGGAGAAGAGCAACAACAGAAGUGAAGGCGGGAAGGACAGAGUCCGUGUUCAGAUGAACAAGGUGUUUGGGGAUAUGAAUUUGAAUAUUAUGCUCCGGAUGGUUGUAGGGAAGAGGUACUUUGGCACGCAUGCUGCAGAGGACGACGAGCAGCGAGAGGCUGAGAGAUGCAGGAAGCUGAUGAGAGACUUCUUCCGUUAUGCAGGGCAGCUUGUUGUGAGAGAUUUGUUUCCAUUUCUUGGGUUUCUGGACAUAGGAGGACAUGAGAAGAUCAUAAAGAAACUCCAUGUAGAAUUGGACAAAUUUGCUGAAGAAUGGAUCGAGGAGCAUCGUAGCAAGAGGAGAACAACUUCCUGUAAGGAUGAUGAACAACAAGACUUCAUAGAUGUGUUGCUCUCUGUCCUGAAAGAUGCAGACCUUGCUGGUUAUGAUCCGGAUACAGUUUGCAAAUCCACAAUCAUGGUAUUGAACGGUUCAACCCCUGAACUUCAUACUAAACAAAAAUCCAUGUUACUGAUGGAUUCGCACCCUUUCUUCCCCUUUUGUUGUUUUUUGUGGCAGGCACUGAUUGCUGGAGGAACUGAUACAACAACCGGGACUAUAAUCUGGGCCCUUUCCGUACUUCUGAACCAUCCAAGUAGCUUGAAAAAGGUUGUUGGAAAUGAAUGUAUAUGAAUAGCUUUGAAAGCUAUAGAGUCUCUAGUGGAAAAAACUACCACAUUGGUAGUUUUACUUGGUGAAAUGUGUAUAAAGAUAGGAGCCUCUCUCCCAAGGGCAUGCCCCUUGGGGUGACCCACUUUUGUGGGAGAGGGAGGACCUAAUGGACCACCACACACACGCGCGCGCGCGCGCCGUCCGACCGGUCGGUCGGUCGGUUGGUUGGUUCACUUGAGACUAUAUAUAUAUUUUUGGAGAAAUUCCGAACGAAAUUAAUUAUUUAAUAAUUAAUUAUUAAUCUG